CCGGCCGCCGGCGCCCUGGCCCCGGCGACGCCGCGCUGGCGGCGGGGCUGUGGGCGACGGCGCGGGGCCGCCGCGGGGGGCAGCGCAGGCGAAGCCGGCUGAGAUGCAAGAACGCCGUGCGGGUGGUUGAGGACUUGUUCGAGGAGGAUCAGUUACCGUCUCGGGCCAGCCAGAAGAGCGGCACGAGGGUUGUGACGGACGACUUGGCCAGAUCGUUUCUGAAGGUGUUUAGCAAUUCAUUUGUCAACACCAUCGAGAGCGUUCGGACACCGCACAUCCUGAAUGUGACCCAGAACCUGCGCACAUUCGCCACCCGCGUCCCUGUGAAAUACCGCGGCAGCAUCGAGAAGGCGCUGCAGACUGACGGGUUCCUCUCGUUCCUUUUGGCGCGUGCCUCCAUCAGCCUCUUGGUCGCAAAAGCUACACUGCCCCGAGUCCCUGACUCGUUGCCGCCAUUGGAGCCCUCAGAGGUACACGAGCAGAUUGCGACCGUAGUGGAGGAAUUGUACAUUGCUGCGAUGCUCCACGCCGAGCAGUUCGACACGGAGCUGAAGGCAGACGGAAAGAGUUUCGUGGCAGUUGCGACGGCCCUCAUGAAGAGUUUGGCCGACCCCGAGGUAAUCUCCCAGCGGAACAUACAGUCGGCCGUCGUCGGAUUGGAUGCCAACCCGAUGUUGUGGACACGGUAUGGCAUGGAUUUGCUGAACCUAUCUCUGCAGAGCAUGCAGUCGACCAAGUCGAAACCCAGCAGCGCUUCAGACAAGCGAAAGGUCUCGCUCCUGGGCGGUGACUCGCUCUACGCCACCGCGCAGUGGGCCCUGGCCAACGUGGACUCCCGCGCUUGCCGGAAGAUAAUAGCCAAGACGAUCUCUGCCUUCAGCGAUGGCCAGCUGCGAAAGAAGGAGCUGUACUGGUGCCUCAACAUGAGCAUCCGCGAGUACCUGGACAUCGAGAAGACGGCGGGCGUGGCGACCUUCUUCUCCGCCUCCGCCGUGUGCCCUGCGCUUGUGAACGGGGUGGACGACGACAUCGCCCAGCAGCUCGCGGAGUUCGGCUCCGACAUGGGCCUGAUAGUCGACCUGCUGAAGGACACCCGCCUGGAGAGCAUACGCAUGUCCCUGGAGACGGGGCGCAUGACCGCGCCGGUGUUGCUCGCCAUGGAGCGGGACCCCAAGCUGCGGGUCCUGCUGCAGCGGAGGCUGUCCCGCUCGGGGGACUUCCCAGAGGCGGUGGACCGCGUGCUGUCCAAGGGCGUGGAGGAGACGAUGCGGCUGAUCAACCGCCUGGGGCUCCGGGCCACCGCCCGGCUCGACUGCCUGGAGGAGAGCCCCGAGCGCGACGCGCUGCUGACGCUGUCGCGGGGGGUCUCCUGCACGCCGCUGGCGGAGGAGGCCGACCCCAGCUGCCAGUUCUCGGCCACCUUCGCGCUGAAGGUGGAGAACCUGCGCCUCCGGGCGCAGAUGCAGCGGGUGCGCCAGGAGGAGCGGAAGGCGAAGGCGCAGCUACGGGCCAUUUGCGAGGUGGCAAGCGGGGCCCAGCGGACGCCGCUCAGACCCCCGCGGAUGGUUGGCCUAGGCCUGGAGUUCAACGCUCAGGAGAUCGACUGGUUGCUGCUGCGCGGACUCGGCCGCCGUGCUCCGCUGCCGGAGUCGCUGGACCUCGACGUUCUGCUCAGCUGCAUCGCCGAGGACCAGGAGAGAGUGCAGCAGCGCUUGCUGGAGCUCGGCGACGCCGCGGAGAGCCGGAAGCUGAAGCACGCCGUCCGCGACGUCUUCAGCGCGGGGGGCAAGCGGCUGCGCCCCGCGCUGUGCCUGCUCACGGCCAGGAUGCUCCAGGCGUGCGGCGCCGACGCCCCGCAGGUGCCAGCCACCGAAAGGAUCCUCAUGCUAGCGACGGCGGUGGAGAUCAUCCACACAGCCUCUCUGGUGCAUGACGAUAUCCUCGACGACGCUGAGACCAGGCGGCAAAAGCAGACAGUGCACCUCAUCUUCGGCCCAGACGUCGCGGUGUUCAGCGGGGACUUCCUCUUCGCGCGCGCGUCCUCCCUGAUAGAGUCCCUGGAGGACGACGAGGUCACGCGGCUGGUCUCGCUCGUCAUCGAGGAGUUUGGGCACGGCGAGUUGGCCCAGGGUUCUCAGCGCUUCAAUGCGAACAUCACGCUGUUCGACUACCUGAGGAAGAGCUUCUACAAGACCGCGUCCCUGCUGGCGGCAUCGUGCCGAGCCAGCGCGGUGCUGUCGGAUCAGACGAGGGAGGUCUGCGACGUCAUGUACAGCUACGGCUUCUACCUUGGCAUCGCGUUCCAGAUUGCCGACGACAUCCUCGACUUCACGGGCGACGGACAGGAAAUGGGGAAGCCUGUGGUGCAAGACCUGCGGGAGGGGAACCUCACGGCCCCCGUGAUCUUAUGCUUGAACGGGAGCAAGGACCUCGGCCUGGAGCCGGCGCCGGGAGCCGCGGAGCUGCGGACGCUGAUCUCCAACCGCUUCGCGCAGGAGGGAGACCUGGACCGAGCGCUGGAGCUGAUACGCGACGGCGACGGCAUUGGCAUGGCGUACAAGUUGGCCGAGAAGUUUUCCAGAAAGGCCCUGCAGGCGCUGCCGCUCCUGGCCCCCUCCGACGGCGAGGCGCGGCGGGCCCUGGCCGGCCUCGCCGAGUGGGUGGUGAGGCGCUCCGUGUAGCGGGCGCGCUGGGCGCGCUGGGAGGAGGAUAACGCCAGGCGACCAGACUUUCGCGCGCCUCCUACUCCACCUCCUCUUCUCCCCCACCUUCUCCGCAGUCUCCCUCUCCUCACCGCCGGUAUCACCGCCCAGGAGCCCGAGGUGGUUCUGACGUUGAGAUGCAGUUUUCCUUGCGCGUUUUCAUGUUCGCGCGCUGCACAGGAAAGAGUGCAGUCCCAGCGGUGGCCUAGUCCUCUGUCAGUGAAUCCGCGAGUUUGCCAGAA
Molecule: messenger RNA, 2944 nt
Organism: Prorocentrum cordatum
Lineage: Eukaryota; Dinophyceae; Prorocentrales; Prorocentraceae
Source: the annotation of a GenBank genome assembly